Messenger RNA from Penicillium soppii, 267 nucleotides. Its product is annotated as GNAT family N-acetyltransferase. The record is from RefSeq and is a predicted model, not a curated record. Lineage: Eukaryota; Fungi; Ascomycota; Eurotiomycetes; Eurotiales; Aspergillaceae. Bases 1 to 267 code for a protein of 88 amino acids. Gene Ontology annotation, molecular function: acyltransferase activity, transferring groups other than amino-acyl groups. The transcript has a single exon.
AUGUUUCCCCGACAAAAACUGUGGUAUCUUGAAGUCAUUGCUGUGCACCCUUCGCUGCAAUCACGGGGACUGGGCGGUGGUGUUAUGAGGUGGAUCUUGGAGCAUGUUCGCGAUGAACCGAUAUUUCUCGAGUGUACCAGGGAAGACAACCUUACGUUUUACCAGAGCUUUGGGUUUGAGGUGGUUGAGGUGGUGGAAUUGGCAGAAGAGGAUCAGACCGGAGAUGUGUUCAAGCAUUGGGUUAUGGUUCGUCCGGGCAAGUCAUAA